AUGGCCGAGAAUCAGACACGUAUAGAUCCUUUCUCUAUUUUUUAUGUGACCCAAAACGAGCGUAACCGCUUACCGAGAAAUAGAAAGGAAGGACAAGUUGGUUUGAGGACCCGUUGGUCAAAGGAAAGGGAAGGUCCUGAUUCCGGGACGGAGCCGUAUGACGCGAGAGUGUAUACUCUUGAACUCAGGGAGCGAGACCCUAAACAAAGUUCAAGAAGCGUUGAAGAGUGGGAUCGUCAACAAACCUUAGCUAUUCGUUGGAUCCUUGAAGCAGCUUUCAAACGACGUAUAAACUACAGGAUAAGCUUAGAGAAAUGUUCAUUUGCUGAGAUACUGGAUGCUUACCGAAAGAGGGGAAUUGCACGUAAGAAAAGGGAGAAUCUUCAUGGACUGGCUUCCACCAAUCGAAGUUUCGCGCAUUUCAGAUGGUGUCGAGCGCCAAACAACGCCGGUGCUGACCGGGAUGCCCUGUCCAGCGAGUAUCGUGAUACUACUUCAACAACGGAACCGUGGCAAUUAGGAUCUCAAGACGCAGCAACACCUAUGAUGCAAGGAAUAAUAGACUUACAUCACGAUAUCUUUUUCUUCCUUAUUCUGAUUUUUGUUUUCGUAUCAUGGAUCUUGGUUCGCGCUUUAUGGCACUUCCACUAUAAAAAAAAUCCAAUCCCGCAAAGGAUUGUUCAUGGAACUACUAUCGAGAUUCUUUGGACCAUAUUUCCUAGUAUCAUCCUGAUGUUCAUUGCUAUACCAUCAUUUGCUCUGUUAUAUUCAAUGGACGAGGUAGUAGUAGAUCCAGCCAUUACUAUCAAAGCUAUUGGACAUCAAUGGUAUUGGACUUAUGAGUAUUCGGAUUAUAACAGUUCCGAUGAAGAGUCACUCACUUUUGACAGUUAUACGAUUCCAGAAGAUGAUCCAGAAUUGGGUCAAUCACGUUUAUUAGAAGUGGACAAUAGAGUGGUUGUACCAGAAAAAACUCAUUUACGUAUUAUUGUAACACCUGCUGAUGUACCUCAUAGUUGGGCUGUACCUUCCUUAGGUGUCAAAUGUGAUGCUGUACCUGGUCGUUUAAAUCAGACCUCUAUUUCGGUACAACGAGAAGGAGUUUACUAUGGUCAGUGCAGUGAGAUUUGUGGAACUAAUCAUGCCUUUACGCGUGCGCCCGGAAACAUAGGCCGACUGCUGAGCCCACUCUGGCUCAGCCGCACCACCCAGGGUGCGAGCCACCCUAUAAGCAAGCUAUUACAGCGAGCGGCUGGAGCAGUAUGGAGCCGAGGAGCAAGGCAGUAG
Messenger RNA from Fraxinus pennsylvanica, 1287 nucleotides. The record is from the annotation of a GenBank genome assembly. Lineage: Eukaryota; Viridiplantae; Streptophyta; Magnoliopsida; Lamiales; Oleaceae.